Messenger RNA from Paramecium sonneborni, 1018 nucleotides. Lineage: Eukaryota; Ciliophora; Oligohymenophorea; Peniculida; Parameciidae. The record is from the annotation of a GenBank genome assembly.
AUGUCACAAAGAUUGGUUUUAUAAUUAUAGUUCAUUUACAUAAGUAAUUAUUUUUAUUAUUCUACUUUAUGAGAUUGUCCAAGUGGAAUUUGGAUCGACAUAAAUGAAUUAGCUAAUUUUAGAAAUACCAAAUAAUAGAAGGUUCCUAAAUUAAACAAUGAUAUAUUUCAAUUGAAAAUUUACCUUGGGAUGCUAUGGUACUAUGACUUUAGAGGUACAUACAAUAGCCAUUAAAUGAAGGAUAAGGUGCCUUUUUCAAUGGUUCAACAUAAUAUAUUUCAGAAUUAGUGGAAUGGUUUUUUUGAAUUAAUUGAAUUAAAGAAAAUUCUUAUAAGAAAUAUAAAAUAAGACACUUAAUUUUAGAUCAUCAACAUUCAACAUUUGGAAGUGGAAGAUUUUCAUCCAUUUGGUUUGGAGAUAAUGCUUCAACUUGGGUAUGGCUUCGUUCAUGAAUUUAUUAAUUUUUUAAUUUCAAUCUUUUUGGAAUAAUAUUUGUGGAUUCAAUUAAGAUCUACACCAUAAUUAUGUUAAAGAUUAAUUUAAUUGAGUGCUUUCUAUCCUUUUGUAAGAGAUCAUACUGCUAGACUAAGAACCUUAUCUUCAUGAAAUUACUAAGAUUUCAGCUUAAAAUAGUAUCAAUCUUAGAUAUGAAUUCUUGAAAUAUUAUUACUUUUUAUUUAUUUCUUAAAGAGAUUCAACUCUUUAAACAGGAUCAAGUACUAUUGUAGAUCCUUGAUGGUUUAAAUAUUAAGAUGACCCUCAAACAUUUAAUAUAGAAAUUCAAUUCUAAAUUGGAAAUAUAAUAGUUAAUCCAGUCGUUGAAGAAUAAAAUGAUUCUAAUCUUGAUUAUACUGAAAUGCAAUUCUAUGUUCCUUAAAAAACUUAUUGGGUAUCCUUAGAAAAUGUUUAACAAUUCCAAAAGGAUGGAAUACAAUUAAAAGAACUUUUACUGAUAAUGCAUUUUUAGCACUUGAAGCAGGGUCUAUCAUUUAACACAAUAAUUCAACAGGAAUCAUGA